AUGCUUAUUUUUGCCUUACAGUCCGACAAAAACCAGCACUUUGUCCUUAUGUCUUAUGUAUGCGGAAGUUCGGUACAUUUAGUUAGUCAGAUGAGCGAUGUUGAAAUCGUGGAUAUGUUCAUCGAUAAACUCCGAGAAAUGUUCCCCACGGAAAAUGUACCAAACGCUACGGGAUAUGUAGUGACACAUUGGGGUAGCGAUCCUUUUAUUGGAAUGUCAUAUUCUUAUGUUCGAGUUGGUGGAAGUGGUGAAGAUUAUGACGUUAUGGCUGCUGAUGUCGAAGAAAAAGUAUUUUUUGCUGGAGAGGGUACCAAUCGUUUUUUUCCUCAGACAAUGACAGGCGCGUAUAUCAGUGGUUUGCGUGAAGCUGGCAAAAUCUUCGAGUCUUGGUCGGACUGGCGGCCAUGA
This is a messenger RNA of Dracunculus medinensis (Guinea worm), 408 nucleotides long. Lineage: Eukaryota; Metazoa; Nematoda; Chromadorea; Rhabditida; Dracunculidae. The record is from the annotation of a GenBank genome assembly.